Psammomys obesus (fat sand rat) is the source of this 1466-nucleotide messenger RNA. RefSeq names its product androgen induced 1 (gene Aig1). The coding region runs from base 107 to 943 and encodes 278 amino acids. Gene Ontology annotation, cellular component: endomembrane system; membrane. The record is from RefSeq and is a predicted model, not a curated record. The transcript is spliced from 7 exons. NCBI's taxonomy places the organism in Eukaryota, Metazoa, Chordata, Mammalia, Rodentia, Muridae.
CCGCGCUCCGCCCCUCGCCGCGCCGCGCCCCGGUUCCCACGGCGCCCGCCCCGCCGACCAGCCCGCCCGCCCCGUGAGCAGCCCCGCCGGGCCAGGCCGCGCGAACAUGGCGCUGGUCCCCUGCCAGGUGCUGCGGGUAGCCAUCCUGCUGUCCUAUUGCUCCAUCCUGUGCAACUACAAGGCCAUCGAAAUGCCCUCGCACCAGACAUACGGGGGGAGCUGGAAGUUCCUGACCUUCAUUGAUCUGCCUCACAGACAUACCGAGAAGUACUCAGAUCUUACAGAACAACAAGUGAUGGCAUCACCUCAUCAACAUGCCAAACAUGAAGCUGUCCUAUAUCCUCUCCAGAUCUCCAGUCUGUCAGAGGUUAUCCAAGCCGUUUUCUUCGGCAUCUGUGUGCUGACUGAUCUUUCCAGUCUUCUGACUAGAGGCAGUGGGAACCAGGAGCAAGAACGACAGCUUCGGAAGCUCAUCUCUCUCCGGGACUGGACGUUGGCUGUGCUGGCCUUUCCUGUUGGGGUUUUUGUUGUUGCGGUGUUCUGGACCAUCUAUGCCUAUGACAGAGAGAUGAUAUACCCAAAAUUGCUUGACAACUUCAUCCCAGGGUGGCUGAACCAUGGAAUGCACACGACGGUUUUGCCCUUUAUCUUAAUCGAGAUGAGGACAUCCCACCAUCAAUAUCCCAGCAGGAGCAGCGGGCUCGCCGCCAUAUGCACCUUCUCCAUGGGCUAUAUAUUAUGGGUGUGCUGGAUACAUCAUGUCACCGGCAUGUGGGUGUACCCCUUCCUGGAACAUAUUGGCUCGGGGGCCAGGAUCAUCUUCUUUGGAUCAACAACCAUCCUAAUGAAUUUCCUGUACCUGCUUGGAGAAGUGCUAAACAGCUACAUCUGGGAUACGCAGAGAAGUAUGGAAGAAGAGAAAGAGAAGCCUAAGCUGGAAUGAGAUCCCAGGCUAAGAGGAGAAGCAGAAAGAAGCUGCCCUUGCAUCCUUUGGGCCCUGGGCACUAGCAAUGAGGACACAGAACUUCAGAGGGGGCUAUGACAUCAGUUCUGUCUCCCUGGCCCUGAGGGAGAGCAACUUUUACAUACAAAUAUAUACAAAAUAGGACACAUUGCCUUUGAAAAGAACUCACCCUAAUUUUUUUUAAAUUCUCUUUCCAAGUUCAUUAUUGAUGAUUUUUUCUAGCUUUAAAACUAAAGUUGAAAAAAUUUCAUUUCAGCAGUAAUUCCAUCUAAUCGAGAAAAAAAUCAAAUGUACUUUUUGUUGAGGAAUAUCAUAAAAUUGGAGGAGCAGAUGUGGAUUGAGGAUGGCGUGAUGACUCUAGGAUACAGAAUGGACCUGAGGGUACAGGACAGGUAGUUCCUGUGGUGACAGUGUCACACUUGUCUCAAAUGAGUAGUGUUAGUAAUAGGAUCUGUGAAACACUUCCCAAGUGUUACCAUUAAUAAAGACCAACCAACCCAAA